AAUGCUCCUCCUCCUCUUUUUCCUAUCUCUGCUAUGGUUUGUCGUCGCAACAAACGCCGCAGACUCCUCCGGGGACAAUGGCUACUCUUCCGAUCCCAUUCUCAGGUAUAGACCCCCGUUCUCCAAGUCUCUGCCCGUCCAGAUCCUCUCCACCGGAAUCAUCCUCACACUCGUCGUCAUGCUCUUCCUCCACCUCCUUUUCACCGCACAAUACCACUAUCCGAUGGCACGAGCCAACUACGUCCUCCAAAUGAUAUGUGUUAUCUCCCUCAUGGUCUCCCUCAUCGCCACUUUAUACCUCAUCUUUCGGUCAACCGUGCAAGAAAGCCAGCAUUGGCCCUACAUGCUCAGCUAUCUUCAGGUCGACAUGCCUCGUUUCGACUACGGCAAUGGUCCGACAAACAGCACCGAUCCUACGAUGCUGUAUGCGCAUGUCUGGACUGCAGCGGAGAGCGCAACUUGGAUAGUGAUGAAUGCGACGACAUCGACAGUCGUCCAGAUCACUCAUAUCCAUUUCUUGACGCUCCUCUACCCAUCAUCUCUUGAGGCAAGACUCAUAUUUUGCCUGCUCGGCCCUUUGGCAAUCGUUGCGGCCGUUAUGCAAGUCCUCCCCGUAGCCAUAACUUCCCCAGAGGUUCUCAGCGUGCUUGAGGAUGUCCGAAAUGUCUGUAAUGCGACCCUCUCCCUCCUUUUCACCACCGCUCUCGUCCUAUGGGGCUUCGUCGUCAACCGCGAACAAGCUUGGCGCACUGAUGGUGGUACUGCGACUUUUGGUGCCGGUGCCAUCAUACUCGCCCUUAUCUCCACGACCCUCAACUUCUUCUACAUCCCUCGCUCUGACCAGUACACCUGGCUCCCGAAGCUUAUCUGGGCAGUGACACUGUGGCAAAGUUUCCUCGGAUAUUGGUGGUGGGUGGGCUCAGGCGUCGGGGUGCGCGAGGCGGAAAAGCGUAUAGAGUGGGAAGAAAAGAACAUCCAGAAACGCCAGCUGCGCGCUCAGCGGAGGAAGGAACAACGCGAGAAGGCCAAGGUCGUUUGGAAGGGUGUCACCAGUGCGUUCAAGCCUAAACCCGAUUCUCUCGGGUCUCUGCAGAAGCGCCGGGCGCAGUCAAGCGACAGCGAUGCUGUCUCGGUAGGGGAAGGAGAGGCUCCAGAUGACCAGUCUGAGAGACACGCUGGUUCUGCGACGGUCAUGGACUCAGGCUCGACGGCCCCGUCCUCGUCGGCUGUGGACUCGACUGGACCCACGUUUCUGCGACCAUGGCGCAGUUGGUUCACAGCUCUCCGUCACGCCCACCUUACUGCCGCUCGUGAACAGGCAGUCGAACGCACCGAGCGUAUACACCAGGUAUACGGCCGCGAAGAUAGGCGCAACUCUCAGCGAGAGCCAAAUGCGCGCGUUAUUGGCUGGGGAUUGGGGAGUUUUGGCUUGCGGCAGUCAGAGCGGGGGCGGAGGGAACUUGAGGAUGGAGCCGUAGAUGAUGAAACGGACGCUGCGACGCUGACGAAUGAGCCGGGAGUUGUAGGGGACGCAGAAGAUGGGAGGGGCCGAUCGCGAACGAGGCAAGCAUUAGCCAUUGAGGAGACGGAGGCGAGGACGUGGACACGUACGUUGUGGUGGUGGUCGCCGUUCCGGCAGUGGAGGUUGCAGGACUCGACGGCGUAUCGAUGAUGUUUGCUGCGUUGAACAGCCUCGGUAUGGUGACGUGUUUUCUUAUUUUACUGACUCUGCUGUAAUAUUGUGUACUUAUAUGUGCUAUUGCAUGGAAGCGGACCCGGCUCCUUCGGACGUCUCUCAG
Coniophora puteana RWD-64-598 SS2 is the source of this 1799-nucleotide messenger RNA. RefSeq lists its product as uncharacterized. The annotation marks the transcript as partial. The transcript is spliced from 3 exons. The record is from RefSeq and is a predicted model, not a curated record. Lineage: Eukaryota; Fungi; Basidiomycota; Agaricomycetes; Boletales; Coniophoraceae.